AUGCAACCACAAAUCUUAGUUCUGAAAGAAGGGACAGACCAGUCUCAGGGCAAGCCACAGUUGGUGUCAAACAUUAAUGCUUGCCAACUUGUUGUGGAUGCUGUCCGCACAACUCUUGGUCCACGGGGUAUGGACAAGUUGAUCGUUGAUCACAAUGGGAAAGCUGUGAUUUCUAAUGAUGGUGCUACUAUUAUGAAGUUGUUAGACAUUGUUCAUCCCGCUGCGAAGACAUUAGUUGAUAUUGCAAAGUCCCAAGAUGCUGAGGUGGGGGACGGUACCACCUCAGUGGUUAUUCUUGCUGGCGAGCUGUUGAAGCGUUUGAAGCCAUUUGUUGAGGAAGGUGUCCACCCUCGCAUCAUCGUCCGUGCUGUCAGAACUGCAAGUAAACUGGCGGUGGAUAAAGUGCAUGAGCUGGCUGUGAAGAUUGAGAACAGGUCCCCGGAGGAACAGAGGGAACUCCUGACAAAAUGCGCGGCGACAGCCAUGUCAUCUAAACUGAUCCAUCAACAAAAAGAUCACUUCUCCAAGAUGGUGGUGGAUGCUGUAUUGUCUUUGGAUGCUCCUCUGCUGCCGUUGGAUAUGAUCGGUGUCAAGAAAGUAACAGGUGGAGCCUUGGAAGACUCAUUCCUGGUGUCCGGAGUGGCUUUCAAGAAGACCUUCUCGUACGCUGGCUUUGAAAUGCAGCCGAAGAGCUAUGUUGACUGCAAGAUUGCUUUGUUAAAUAUCGAGUUGGAGUUGAAGGCCGAGAGAGAUAAUGCUGAGGUCCGAGUCGACAAUGUGAAGGAAUAUCAGAAGGUCGUGGAUGCUGAAUGGCAGAUUUUGUACGACAAGCUGGCCAUUCUACACAAGAGUGGGGCUAACGUGGUGCUCAGUAAGCUGCCCAUCGGGGAUGUUGCUACACAGUACUUUGCUGAUCGCGACAUGUUCUGCGCGGGACGCGUGACGGAGGAGGACCUGCGGCGCACGCAGCGCGCGUGCGGCGGCGCCGUGCUCAGCUCCGUGCGCGACCUGCGCGCCGAAGCCCUGGGGCACUGCAAGGAGUUCGUGGAGCGCCAGGUGGGCGGCGACAGAUAUAACAUAUUCACCGGAUGUCCGGCAGCCAAGACCUGCACCCUGAUCCUUCGGGGAGGAGCUGAGCAGUUCCUGGAGGAGACGGAGAGGUCUCUCCACGAUGCCAUCAUGAUUGUCCGACGUACCAUCAAGAACGAUGCCGUGGUUGCUGGCGGUGGAGCGAUAGACAUGGAGGUGUCCAAGUACCUCCGGGAACACUCCAAGUCCAUAGCUGGCAAGGAGCAGCUCCUCAUCGCGGCGGUGGCGCGCGCCUACGAGGCCAUCCCGCGGCAGCUCUGCGACAACGCAGGGUUCGACGCCACCAACCUGCUGAACAAGCUGCGCCAGAAGCAUCAUCAGGGAGAAAUCUGGUACGGUGUGGACAUACAGAAGGAGGAUAUCGCGGAUAACUUCUUGGCGUGUGUAUGGGAACCUGCUGUGGUCAAGAUCAAUGCCAUCACAGCUGCCAGUGAGGCGGCUGCACAGAUCCUAUCCAUCGAUGAAACCAUCAAGAACGUGAAGAGUGGUGGCGGAGGAGACAUGCCGAUGCCUGGCCGCGGCAUGGGCAGGCCGCGUAUGGGA
Molecule: messenger RNA, 1632 nt
Organism: Brenthis ino (lesser marbled fritillary)
Lineage: Eukaryota; Metazoa; Arthropoda; Insecta; Lepidoptera; Nymphalidae
Source: the annotation of a GenBank genome assembly